AUAAGGCUCGUAUGAGUGAAACCGCCGCUGCCUCGGCCCUAGUUCUGCAGUCUUGUCUGCCUGCAGACAAUGAUGCCAAUGUCCUCCAGGAUAUAUUGAUGAAGGUCAAUGUCAUGACUGCAGAGAUUCGUGCUUUAAAAGAGGAGAUAUUCGAGUGCAAAGCGGAGGUUUCCCACCUACGAACCUGCAGGUCCUGUGUGCGCACACUAUAUAAGGAAUUACGAUCUCCAUGCAUGCCCCUUGGGAUGUCACAGUCUCCACCCAUGCCGCUUGGGAUGUCACAGUCUCCACCCAUGCCGCUUGGGAUGUCACAAUCUCCACCCAUGCCGCUUGGGAAGACACAAUCUCCACGCAUGCCGCUUGGGAAGACACAAUCUCCACCCAUGCCGCUUAAGUCACAAUCUCCACCCAUGCCGCUUGGGAAGUAACAAUCUCCACCAAUG
Molecule: messenger RNA, 443 nt
Organism: Patiria miniata (bat star)
Lineage: Eukaryota; Metazoa; Echinodermata; Asteroidea; Valvatida; Asterinidae
Exons: 3
Coding region: 12-428 (138 amino acids)
Source: RefSeq, a predicted model, not a curated record